AUUUUUUCUUUUUUUGUAGGUAUCGAUCCCUUCAAUUCUUUUAUCGCAGUUUCAUUUUAGGAAUCUUUUAUUUAAUAUAUAUUUUUUUCUUGGAAGAUUACUGAAUUUAUAAAAAAGUAUGGGAAAUAAUAUUUCGUCUUCAGAACGUAAAAAUAAAAAAAUAGAAUUUUAUAAAGAAAUUGAUAAUAGAACGACGGAUUUAGAAGUAGAAAAGGAAUUAAAAUAUUAUAUACCGAAUAAUUAUGAGGAUAUUGAUAGAGAACAUAUGUUUCAUUUUUUUCAAAGCCGUAUAUUCCAAAAUAAUUUUUCUUCUCCAAUUGAAGAAAGAUUAUUGCGAGAAGAAUGUAAAGUAUUAGAUAUUGGAUGCGGACCUGGAACUUGGUUGUUGGAUCUUGCAAGUAAAUAUAAAAAAUCCCUAUUUUAUGGACUUGAUAAUAAUUCAGUAUAUCCAAAUGAGAUAAAACCGUCAAACUUAAAUUUUAUACAAGCGGAUAUGUUCGAUGGAUUACCUUUCCCUGAUAACGAAUUUGAUUUUGUACGUGAGAGUUCAAUGUCAUUCCUUGUUAAAGCAGAUCAAUGGGACUUUAUUAUUUCUGAAAUGAUCAGAGUAACAAAACCUGAUGGAUAUGUGGAGCUUCAUGAACCAUAUAGUACAUUUAAUGGAAUUGGACCAGUUUUAAGUAAAAUGCAUGACGCACGUAAGUAAAUUAAAUAUUCCCAUAUUUUAUAAGGAUUGACAGAUUUAUUUUUUUAAAAAAAUUUUUAG
Molecule: messenger RNA, 766 nt
Organism: Rhizophagus irregularis DAOM 181602=DAOM 197198
Lineage: Eukaryota; Fungi; Glomeromycota; Glomeromycetes; Glomerales; Glomeraceae
Molecular function (GO): methyltransferase activity
Source: RefSeq, a predicted model, not a curated record